AUUUUCUUUAAAACACCGGCGCAUUUUAUUCCAGCUUUGGGAUUUCAAAGGUGGAGGUCAGGCACCCUUCAAGACGGAUUUAGUUACGCUGGUGUGGACAGAAAAAAGGAAAGGGAGUAGGAGAGAGAGAGAAAAACAGAAUGACAACAGGUUUUCCCAUCUAACAGAAGAAUAUCAAGAAAGGAAGAGGAAAUCAGGUAUAGAGGGCAGCAGGUUUCGGGGGAGUCCCACAUAAAAGAGGGCAGUGAUUACUUUACCCAUAAGCCUCUAAGAACAUGAUGCAGAAACCCACUGAUUUAACAGAGGAAAGCUCCAGACCUUUGAAUCCCAGCCAAGGGGUUCCAGUUCCAGUUCCAGUUCCAGUUCCCAUUAGCGUUCCUGUUCGAGUUCCACGUCCAGGUCACCACAGAAAGCCCAUGUCGGUCCCGAAACCUCAGGCAGGCAAGGCGUCGAAGAGGAGGAAAAUAUUGCUGAUUACUGUGACAGUUGUAGUUCUACUGGGCACACUGGCCACAAUAGCAUAUUUUGUUAAACAGCUCAUUGAAUCCAAGUACUUCUUCUGCUCGAAAUCAUUGAAGUUCAUUCCACUCGAGCUAACCUGUGACGGGAAGAAAGACUGCAGUGGGGGAGAAGAUGAACUCAAUUGUUUAUCUAAUUACAAAGAAAACAGUACAUUUCCAGUGCGCCUCUUUUCAGUUCAGAAUAUCCUCCAAGUGUACACGMCGAGUUCAGGUUGGCAGAGCGUGUGCGGUGAUGACUGGACUUCGCAACACACACAGACCGCUUGUACACAACUGGGAUACACAAAUAAACCCAGAAGCAUCAAUGUCCCAGUGAGCAAUUUAUCUUUGACCGGACCUUUCAGUGCUGUCAGACCUGGGACUACGAGCACACCUAUACAGGAGGCUACAUUUGAUAUCAAACAGUGCAAAACAGGAUCUGUGAUCUCUUUGACUUGUUCAGACUGUGGACAGGUGGGCGCUCAGGACCGUAUCGUUGGGGGCAUAGAUGCUGACAUCAAGCACUGGCCCUGGCAGGUCAGCCUGCAGCAAAAUGGCCAUCAUACGUGUGGAGGUUCACUGGUGUCGCCCCGCUGGGUCGCCACCGCUGCCCACUGCUUCCCUGAAAAUAAAAGGGAGCUGAGUCGGUGGAGAGUGAUGUCAGGACAGACGUACAUGAGCUCUGGGGGUUCCUCGGUGGACAGGAUCAUAAUAAAUGGGAGAUAUGACGCAGACAGAAGCGACUUCGAUAUUGCACUGAUGAGACUGGGCAGCCCAAUCUCAGUGGGAGAAAAACAAAGGCCAGUGUGUCUUCCUCCAAAAAACCUCAACAUGGCUGACAAUGCCCCGUUGGUUGUGACAGGCUGGGGAUUACUGGAAGAAAAUGGUAAGACCCCUACCACACUGCAGCAAGCUGAUAUCAAUCUGAUCAGCUGGAGUACAUGUUCCAGCCCAAGCAUCUACGGUAGUGCCAUAACAUCAAGAAUGAUCUGCGCUGGUAAUUUGAGAGGAGGUGUGGACGCCUGCCAGGGGGAUAGUGGGGGCCCUUUGGUGUACGACUCAGGCGUUCAGUGGAAUCUGGUUGGAGCUGUGAGCUGGGGUGUCGGCUGCGCAGAGAGAAACAGACCCGGCGUUUACACCAACAUAGACGAGAUGCUCAACUGGAUUUAUACAGUCAUUGAGAAAAACCCUUGAUGUUGUGAACUGUGACCAAAACCAUCACAGGACUCCAGUCCAGUCAACAUCAGACUGUGAAACUGAGAGCGAGCUUUUGUUUUAGCAUAGUUGUUUUUUAAAGAUAACAGAACUCUGGAAAAAGUGGAAGUUUGGUGGCAAAAACAAACAGUCAGCAGCUAUAAACACUGCACAUGUACAGACGUAUUACAGGUGUUCUUUGUGCGAUUUCAAUUUCUUAUCUCAGGGGACAAGUUUAUUUAUCUGGCACUGGCCACUUGAGGUUCAGAUUGCAGAAGUGAACUUGUUUUUAACUUUUUGUUUGUUUUUUAAAUGCCGUAACUCAACCUCAAAAUCUUUUAAUACUUCACAAGAAUAACUAAAAGCCUUGUCACAGUUUUAGACAAUUCAUGCCAACUUAGGAAAAUUGUGUCCAACACUACAGACAACUACGCUGAAGAUGGAACAAAAAAGAGCUAAGCCUCUUUUAGACAUAUACUGUACAUAGUGUAACACUAACAAUUGGAUCAAAUAUAUAAACUAUGAGUAAUUUAGUUAUGACAAACUUUCCUAGUUGGCAUAAGUUGUGUAAACAUUUAUAACGCAACAGGGCUGUAAGAAAGAAAUACCUCUUUCUUUCUGCAGAAUUAUUUAUAUCAGCACUUUAAGUGGGUAUGUUACUUGAUGUGAAGAUGGGUCAGUUACUGACUUCCAAUGUAAUGUAUCACUUUCAAAAAACUCAUGUUCAAUGGAGUUUUUUCCCCUCGUCAGUUAAAAGAACAAUUCAGCCACAAUGUUAAAAAUUUCUGCACUUAAUCAAAUGUUGAAGUGAUUCCAGCUGAAGCAAAGUAAAUUUAAUGAACAUGUUGACUCCUUCACAAAAUCGAAUCAAGUUUGACUUGAUAUUCUGCACUGAAAUAUUACUUUUUUUGUAAAUAAGUUUGAAUGAAUUUUAUAGUUUCAAUGAAAUGUGUCUUGGUGGUUUAAUUUAAUAACUAAUUUUAAAUGCAAUAAAGUUCUUACAGUACCAUU
Austrofundulus limnaeus is the source of this 2705-nucleotide messenger RNA. It is a transcript of the gene tmprss4a, whose product is annotated as transmembrane serine protease 4a. The transcript has 13 exons. Gene Ontology annotation, cellular component: membrane. The coding region runs from base 276 to 1694 and encodes 472 amino acids. The record is from RefSeq and is a predicted model, not a curated record. NCBI's taxonomy places the organism in Eukaryota, Metazoa, Chordata, Actinopteri, Cyprinodontiformes, Rivulidae. Gene Ontology annotation, molecular function: protein binding; serine-type endopeptidase activity. Gene Ontology annotation, biological process: proteolysis.